Vicia faba (fava bean) is the source of this 2004-nucleotide messenger RNA. The record is from the annotation of a GenBank genome assembly. Lineage: Eukaryota; Viridiplantae; Streptophyta; Magnoliopsida; Fabales; Fabaceae.
AUGGACAAUGUAAGAAGUGUAAAAGAUGGUGGAUCACAUAGGAAGAGUGGUCGAAGUCCUACUAAAAGAUUUGAUUUUCCUUUUCAAGUAAGAUCAAGUGCAGAAUUGAGAAAUAAAGUGCUACAACAUGUUAAGAAAGAAAAAAUUGACAAGUUACAUGAGAUGCUACAAGGAAAUAAUAGAGAAAAGGUUCAAGAAAUUAUAGAAGUUGUGGACGAAACACCAAAAAAAGGAAAUCAACAAGAAAGAGUUCAAAAGGUUGAUCAUAAUUUGGACAAAGAGACUAUUGCAAAGAAAAUGGAGAUAGACAAACUCUCGCAACUAAAAGUAAUGAAAGAUCAUGCACAUGGUGACAAAGAAGUUGUACAAGAAACACCAAAGAAAAGAACUCAAGUGAAAGCUACAGUGAAUAGAGAAAGAAUUCAAAAGGUUGAUGGAAAAUUGGACAACCACAUUGCUAUGAAGAAAGCAGAGAGACCUAAGCUUUUGCAACCACAAGCUAAGGAAGUUUUUGCACAUGGAAACAAAGAAGUUUCACAAGGAAUGUUGAAAAAAAGAAUUCAUGAGAAUCUACUAGAGAACAAUAGAGAUAAAAUUCAAAAGCCAAAAAAAGGAACUCGACAAGAAAGUGUUCAAAAUCGGGCAAAAGUCAACGAAGAAGAUGCAAUCACAAAUAGAGAAGAAGAAAAAGAAACAUCCCAAAGAAAAACUCGUGGGAAAACUUUGUGCAAAAAGAUUCAUGCAAGAACUUUGGAAGAGCGAGUAGAAGUGACCUUUAAUGAGGAUUUUCAGCCAAUUGGUCCUAGUGAAAAAGUAGUAUCUGACUUGAGCCUCUUCUUGGGAACAUUGGCUAGGAACUCAACAUUUUGUCCUCUACGUUACACCAAUUGGUCAGGAAUGCCAGAUGAUAAUAAAAACCGUUUCUGGAGAUAUACUAAUCGGAAGUUUAUCUUGCCGGUUGAAGCACGAGAUUGGAUUGAGACCACUGUUAGAGAGGCAUGGAGAAGAUAUAAGCACAAAAUUAAGAAGAAUCAUUUUUUGAAGUAUUCCGACAUGACCGAGAGACUCAAAAAUCGUCCGCCAAACGUGCCAAUAGCCCAGUUUAAGAGUCUUUGUGCUUAUUGGAGUAAGGAAACUAUACAAGCAAUCAGUGAAAGUAACACUAGAAAUAGAGCUCAACUAAAGUGGAUGCAUCGAAUGGGUCCCAAAAACUUUGCUUUGACUCGUGAAAAAGUGCGUCAAAAGGAAAAAAGAGAGCCCACUCAAUCAGAAAUGUUUGUUGAAACUCGAAAAGGAAAUAAAGGAAAGGAAAUGAAUGUAGAAACUGGAAAAUCCCAACUUCAAGAAAUGGUUGAAAAGGAGGAAAGUGAUACAGAAGCUUUUAAAGUUGUUUUUGGAAAGGAGUGUCCAGGCAGGGUACGCUGUUAUGGGAGAAACAUAACUAAAACUUCCUUAAAGAGAAAGGCAGAGAUUAAUGCUUUGAAACAAGCCCACAGUGAAGAGGUCUCUACAUUAAGGGACGAGUUUCAAGAUAAGAUUGAUAGAUUGAAAAAUGCUUUUAAGACCGUAAUACAACAAUGCAAUCCUCAAAUUAAUAUAGAGUCAAUUGAAGAUUUGUUAGGAUUAUCUCAUGGAGAUGCUAAUAGUUCCCCAAAGGAUAUAAGACCGCAAAUGCAUUCAUCUACAUCAACUCAUGCUCCAUGUCAUGGAAAGCAAUGUAUCAAUGAAGAUGUUGAAAAGGACGAUAUAAAUGAUGAAAUUCAAGAGUACGACAUAAAUGAUAAAAUUCAAGAGGACGGCCUAAAUGAUAAAAUUCAAGAGAACGACAUAGAUGACGAAUUUCAAGAGGACGACAUAGAUCUAGAUGAUGAAUUUCAAGAGGACGAUAUAGAUGGUGAAUUUCAAGAGGACGACGUAGAUGAAGAAUUUAUGGAGGAUGACAUAUCUAACGAAUUUCAAGAGGAUGAUCUGGAUGAUUUACUCUUAGAAGACAAACUUGAGUGA